Messenger RNA from Malania oleifera, 1428 nucleotides. RefSeq lists its product as uncharacterized. Lineage: Eukaryota; Viridiplantae; Streptophyta; Magnoliopsida; Santalales; Ximeniaceae. The record is from RefSeq and is a predicted model, not a curated record. Bases 1 to 1428 code for a protein of 475 amino acids. The transcript is spliced from 4 exons.
AUGCCUAAGCUCUUCCAGUUUGAUGACAAUGAGAUGACAACUCUUCCUGUGUGGGUUCAAUUAACCAAUUUGCCUCUGGAACUCUGGUUUACAAAUGCUUUGGGUAGAAUUUGUUCUGAGAUUGGGCGACCUCUCUAUGCUGAUAAGAUGACUACCGGCAGAGAGAGACUCACCUAUGCUAGAAUCCUUGUGGAAGUGGAUGUGGCCAAAGAAAUCAAAUGUAAUGUGAAAAUUUUUUGCCGGAUGAGAAGUUGCAUUGAAAAGCUAGCUUUUGAAAACCCAAAGACAAUAAAGAUCAUGUCUUCUGACAUUGAAGUUCCAACAACUGAAGGAGAUCUGGUGAGGCCAGUGGAAGGGAAGGAUUCUGAAGACAAUGCUAUACCUGAAAAGGAGUUGAGAAAGGUAGAGAAAGACAGAGGUAAAAUUGUUACUCUUGCCCCUAGUGGCAUUAAAGGUGUUGGAAAAGGUGUGGCUCAGUACAAGGAGAAAAACAAGAACCUCGCCUUAGUACCUGCAGAAAAGAAAACAGAAGGAGAUGAGAGAACUGAGACAGGAAUAAUUUUGAUUUGUUGGAACCCCGAGAAAGUUCACAUUCAGCUCAUUCAGAAUAGUGCUCAGUCUCUGGAUGCUAAUGGGAGUUUAAAUAGCAUUCUGUUUAGUGAUGAGAAGAAGAAUGGGCUUCCAGUGAAAGCUUAUGAGACGAAAGAUAUGAGGUACAGUUUUAUUGAGUCUGGGCUUUCAGAUUUGAGUUCUUCAGGAUGCUUCCUUACCUGGUCUAAUGGUAGGGUUUGGAGUAAGUUGGAUAAAGUGAUGGUCAAUUCAGUGUGGGCACAAACUGAUUUCAGACCUCAUGCUCAUUUUCAUCCCCUUGGUCAUCUGUCAGAUCAUUCCCCUUGUGUUGUCUCCCUUCUUGAUAAAGAAAGUAAAGGUAGAAGACCCUUCAAAUUUUUUAACAUGUGGUCUCAGCAUGACAACUUUCAGAGUGCUGUUAGAGAAGGGUUGUACACCAAAAUUCAGGGCAGCAAUCAAUUCAGAUUUGCUAGGAAGCUGACAGCUAUGAAGAGAUCUCUAAGAGCUUUAAACUCAAGACACUUUCCCCAUAUUUCGGAGAGAGUUGAUAGAGUUUCCUCUGAACUUUUGGAGGCUCAACAGAUGCUGCAAUGCAAUCCUGAUAAUGAGAAUUUACAGAGAAUUGUUCUAAACAAGAGAAAUGAGGCUACCAGAUUGGACAAGGCUAAUAGAUCCUUCCUUGCUAAGUUAGCCAAAAAUGAUUACUUAAAGAAGUGUGACAGAGGCACCUCCGUUUUCCAUUCCCUCAUGAAAAGGCACCUGUCAAGGAAUCACAUCACCUCAAUUAGCAUGAGUAAUGGUUGUUGUGUCGAGCACCCUAUUUGUGCGAAACACCAAUAUUACAACUAUUGUUAUUGA